AUGGACUACCCUCACUCCGCCGGAGAAAAUGUGCAGGAGAAAUCCUCAAUGGAGCGAUCGAGUCCCGAUACAAAUGCCGAUAUAUCCCUUGUCGAAACGGCACCGGAGAAGGAAGACUCGGACAAAAGUCCGUCAUUCGUGCAUUACAUCAGGAUUCUCUCCUAUGGCGCAAGGCAUUGGGGCAGCCUGGCAAUGGCGCUCGGAUUGCUCUGCGCCAUGGGAUCCGGAGUUGCUCUGCCACUCAUGAAUAUCGUUUUUGGCAACCAGGUUGGGACUCUGAACCAGUACUCGACCCCGGGAUCGGCCCUGGAGGAAGGCCAGUUUACGCGGACGAUAAAUAGGAACAGUUUGUAUAUUGUUUACCUGUUCAUUGGCAAGUUCGUCUUGACCUACGUGUCCAUGGUCACGAUGAAGCUCAUAAGCCUCAAGGCAUCUGCGAGCCUGCGGCUCGAAUAUCUAGAGUCGCUAUUUUCCCUCCCGAUUAGCAGGUUGGAUGAGAUUUCAAGUGGCACUGUGACUCACGCCAUCACCUCACUCUCAAACCAGAUCCAGCAAAGUAUCUCUGAUAAGCUUGCCAUGCUGUUCCAAUCCCUAGCACUUCUCGUUGCCGCCUAUGGCAUCGCGUUCCGCUAUUCCUGGGCCCUGACAUUAGUGGUCAGUGCGGCGAUUCUGUUUGUGCUGCUAGGGUUCAGUGUCACUGUUCCGUUCUUCGUGAAGACUUACCACCGCGUGGAGGAGGCAGAUCAGAAACAUGCCUCCAUUGCAGCUGAUGUCCUUGCCUCGGUCCGUACCGUGUUCUCCCUCGGGGCAGAAAAGCCAUUAGGGGAAAAAUAUGCAGCCUGGAUCGAGGAAGCAAAGCGGCGGGGCGCCAAGUUGUCAAUCAUCAGUGGCAUACAUUUGGGAAUCCUCUUUUUUGCAAUGUACGUGAGCUUUGGCUUGGCCUUCUGGUUUGGGCUGAAGCUUUUUCGCGAGGGCCAUAUUGAUAAUGUCAACACUGUAAUCACGGUUUUCUUCUCCGUUAUUCUGGUAGUUACCGUCUUGGGAAACAUUGCUUCGCCGCUCAUCAUCAUCAGCAAGGCGAUCAGCGCAGCACAUCCAUUCUUCAGUAUCAUCGAUGCGAGGCAGCCUCCCACGACCGGGAUCAAGGGGUUCGACACAGCCAAGACAGCAGAUAUCACGUUCAACAACGUGAGCUUUGCGUAUCCCACGCGUCCAACAACACAGGUUCUGCGCGGUUUCAAUGCGCGCUUCGAGCAAGGCAAGACAACGGCUCUAGUCGGGCCCUCGGGCUCUGGUAAAAGCACAAUCGUGGCUCUGCUCGAACGGUGGUAUGACCUGAAGACAAUAGAUGCUUCUAGGGACUGUGAUAUACUCGGUGGAGAGAUUCAAGUCGGCGCAGUCAAUAUUAACGGACUUGACCUCGAGUGGUGGAGGUCACAGAUCGGGUUGGUUCAGCAAGAGCCCGUCCUCUUCAAUACUACUAUAAUGGAGAACGUAAGCAUGGGGCUGGCUGGCACCAAGUGGGAAAAUGCGCCAGAGGGUAUCAAGAGGGACAUGGUGCUCAAAGCGAGCGAAGAGGCCUUUGCGGAUGAUUUCAUCCAGAAAUUACCCCAGGGGUAUUCAACGCUCGUUGGAGAAGGCGGACUGGCCCUCAGCGGAGGCCAACGACAACGCAUAGCGAUCGCGCGCUGCAUCGUUCGCCGGCCACCGAUUUUGAUCCUUGACGAAGCAACCAGCUCAAUCGAUGUGCAUAGCGAGCGCAUUGUUCAGGCGGCGCUUGAACGGGUACUGAAGGAUCGUACUACAAUCUUGAUCGCUCAUCGACUGUCGACUGUCCGCAAAGCGGAUCAUAUCAUCGUCAUGAAGGAUGGCACGAACGUUGAAGAUGGAUCCCAUGACGAAUUGAUGGCAGCGUGCGGCGUAUACUCUAAUCUGGUCCAUGCUCAAGAACUGGGCAAUGCACCCGUCUUCGAACAUCGGGCUGGAGAGAAAAAGGAAGACGUCUCUUAUCCUUUGCCAGUCGAAACAGCAGACGAGCUUCCUGUUGCCCCGACUCAACCAGAAAAGAACGGCGAGCAUAUUGAGCAAGGCCUGUGGAAAUCUCGGAAAAGUCCCAAGUCUUCCACGAAGAUCCUACUGCGGAUAUUGCGAGAGCAGCAAAAGCACUGGGUGCUCUAUACUCUGACAUUGAUCGGCGCGAUUGGCGCAUCGUCCGGAUUCGCACUGCAGAGCUGGCUCUUUGCGCGGAUCGUACAAGUUUUCCAGUACACCGGCCAGAGACUGAUUGACGCUGGCAACUUCUGGGCGCUCAUGUUCUUCAUCAUGGCAUUGGCCAUGUCGGGUUUCUACCUUCUGGUUGGGUAUUGCUCGAACCGAAUUUCACUGAACGUCGCCUCGAAAUACCGCGAGGAGUAUUUCCACAAUAUCCUCGCCCAGCCCAUCUCGUGGUUUGAUCAGGAGGAAAACAGCAGCGGCACUCUUACCUCAUCCCUGUCAACAGAUCCCCGACAGCUGCAGGAGCUGUUCGGAGUAAGCGGAAUUUUCCCACUCAUUUCCAUACUCAGCGUGAUUGGAUGUAUAGCCAUCUCCUUCUCUUUUGGUGCAAAGCUGGCUGCGGUGGCCUUCUGCGCUGGGACUCCAUUCGUGUUUCUUGGCGCAUUCGCACGCAUCCGAUACGAAAUGAAGUAUGAGGCAAUCAAUGCAGAGGUCUACGCAGAGAGCUCGAAAUUCGCAAGUGAAGCUAUUCGUGCUUUCCGGACAAUCACGUCAUUGAACAUGGAGAAGUCCAUAUUACGGCGCUAUACAACUCUCGUAACCCAGCAGAGGCGCCGUGCGAUGAGAAAAGCCUGGUAUGCUACACUACUGUUUGCAUUUGCAGACAGUUUCGAGCUUUGCUCGAUGGCUCUCACUUUCUGGUACGGUGGCCAUCUCCUGGCUUCGCAUGAAUACGAUGUUGUGUCUUUCCUCGUUGUGUAUGUUGCCAUUGUCCAGGGAGGCCAAUCUGCAGGGCAAUUCCUGAGUUUUGGUCCGAAUAUUGCACAGGCCGCAGCUUCGGGCGAGCGCAUUCUUCGCCUUCGUCAUGUCGCCGAAGGUACAUCGAACCUGCAUGACGAGACCAGGCAUAUGCCAAUCAAAGGCUGCAACGCAAGCAUUCAGUUUAGAGACGUCUCUUUCAACUAUUCAUCACGGGACACGCCUAUAUUUCACCACCUGAACCUGAGUAUUGGGAGCGGACAGUUUGCGGCACUAGUAGGCGCGUCUGGCUGUGGUAAAUCAACCAUAAUAUCGCUUCUCGAGCGGUUCUACCAGGUCUCGAGCGGCGAGAUCCUAAUGGGAGGCACUAACAUCAAUUCAAUUGACCUCCCCUCGUAUCGAUCGUCUCUCGCCCUCGUGUCGCAGGAACCCCAGCUCUUCGACGGCACCGUCCGCGACAACCUCCUCCUCGGCCAGGCCAGCCCCGAGACCAUCCCGGAGUCCCAGAUAAUCCAGGCGUGUCGGGACGCGGAGAUUCACGACUUUAUCACUUCCCUCCCGGAUGGCUAUAACACGGCCCUCGGGGCCAAUGCCCAGGCUGCCAUGAGUGGAGGGCAGAGACAGCGGGUGUGCAUUGCGCGCGCGCUGGUUCGCAAACCGUCCGUUCUUCUCCUCGAUGAGGCCACCUCGAGCCUGGAUUCCCAGUCGGAACGGCUUGUGCAAGGGGCAUUGGAGAGGCUGGCGAAGAAACGCGACAUGACUAUUGUUACGGUGGCACAUCGGCUGGCCACGAUUCAGAAGGCGAAUCCGAUCUUUGUGCUAGGAAGGGAUAGUGAGGGUGGAUACACACGGGUUGUUGAGAGUGGAUCGCACGCACAGCUUAUACUGAAACGGGGAGCGUAUUGGGAGAUGUGCCGUGCGCAAGCUCUCGACCAAAGUAUCGAAUAG
Aspergillus calidoustus is the source of this 3921-nucleotide messenger RNA. Lineage: Eukaryota; Fungi; Ascomycota; Eurotiomycetes; Eurotiales; Aspergillaceae. The record is from the annotation of a GenBank genome assembly.